UUGGACUUACUGGUGAUUGAUGUGAAAUCGUCAUUUUUUACUACUGAAACGGAAGAACUUGGAUCUGGAAAACCAAACAGUAUCUCCGAAGAAUAUCUUGAAAUCGUACAGGAACUCAAUGACUCACUUCGUGAAUUUACUUUACCAGCUGCUGUUAAAUGCGUUUACAAUCCCACAAUAUACGCCAGACAAACUUUUGAAAUGUAUGUUCGAAAAUAUUGUAACACAAAAAAAAGAAUUAUGUUUUUUGGCAUGAAUCCUGGUCCUUGGGGAAUGUCCCAAACUGGUGUGCCUUUCGGUGAAAUUUCAUCAGUACGAGAUUGGUUAGGAAUAGAGGGUCCUGUGAGUAAGCCAUGUAAUGAAAUUAGAGAACGUCCUGUCAAUGGCUUUGCAUGUACUCGGACUGAAGUAAGUGGAAAAAGGUUUUGGGGACUGCUUAAAAAUAUUUGUGGAACACCAGAUACUUUUUUUGAAACAAGUUUUGUCUAUAACUAUAUUAAUCAACAAUGGAUGAAAAGCAACGGGUGCAACCUUACUCCAGGAGAUUUUAAGGUUUCAGAAAUGGAAGGUCUCUAUAAUAUUUGUGAUCCUAUUUUAGUCAAAGUUUUGAAACUGUAUGAAGUGGAAAUUAUUGUAGCAAUAGGAAAAUUCUGUGAAACCAGAGCACAAAAAGCUUUAAAAAAAUAUAUGCCAUGUAAUAAUAUCAAGAUACUUUAUUUAUCACAUCCAAGUCCUAGAACUGUGAACAAUAAUAAUUGGGAUCAAAAAGCGCUGGAGCAACUAAAAGCUCAUGAUCUUUUAAAAUAUUAUAAAAAGUAGAUUAAUCAACAAAAAAAAACUAAAAUAUAACAUUUCAUUGAUCUCUUAUGUAAGCACAAUACAAAUAAUUGUAAGUUUUAUAUUAUAUUUUUUUAAUUAAAAUGUUAAUGGUAAAAAUUUGUGUUAUUCUACAUUGUUAAUUACCCUUUGGUUUAUACAGAGCAUGAUAAGGAUGCCAAAUUUUUUUAAAACUGUUAUUCAUAGUUUAGAGUAUACUGAACAUUUUCCCAGUCUGAACUGUUUAGAUUAGAACAUUUUUUUGUUUAAGUUGUCUUGAUUUCUGAAAGUGGUCUUGACUUUUUAAACUAAAUAAUAAUUAGAUAUACCUACAUAUUUUAUUGAUCAUGACAUAUUUUUUUUAUGA
Vanessa atalanta (red admiral) is the source of this 1183-nucleotide messenger RNA. RefSeq names its product single-strand selective monofunctional uracil DNA glycosylase (gene Smug). Lineage: Eukaryota; Metazoa; Arthropoda; Insecta; Lepidoptera; Nymphalidae. The annotation marks the transcript as partial. Gene Ontology annotation, molecular function: single-strand selective uracil DNA N-glycosylase activity; oxidized pyrimidine nucleobase lesion DNA N-glycosylase activity. The record is from RefSeq and is a predicted model, not a curated record. Gene Ontology annotation, biological process: base-excision repair. The transcript is spliced from 6 exons.